UAAGAAAACAUGUGUGCCAAUACGUUCACACACACAUAGACACAAACACAAACGCUGGUAAAUAGUUAUCAGUAUACACAUUAACGUGAAUAUAAAAUCACAAAGAAAUUGGAGAAGAAAGGAGAACUGUGAAAAGAUUGCAAAACAUGAGACUGUACAUCCUUUAUGCUUGGUUGCUGUUCGCCAUGAUAGCGGGCACGUCAUGCCUGUCCUUCCCGACAAUCAAUACGCCUUCUGGUCCGAUCAAGGGCGUAGUCGUUCCCGCUCUCGGAAAGGAUAUCGUGCAGUUUCGGAAUAUUCCAUACGCUAAACCCCCUGUUGGCAACCUCAGAUUCCAGAAAACACUUCCCGUUGAACCUUGGACUGAAACCCUUGACGGAACUGUCUUUGGUCCUUCCUGUAUGCAGAAUAUAUCCCUGUUUCCAGACAUGUGGAAACAGGCAGAAAAUACUGAAAUAAGUGAGGACUGUUUACAACUAAAUGUUUAUGUAUCUGGAGCUGUUUCGACUGAAGUUAAAAAACCUGUCAUGUUUUGGAUUCAUGGUGGAGCGUUUGUUGCGGGAAAUGGUUGGGGUUAUGACGCGUCAUUCCUUGCCCUGAAAGACGUCAUAGUGGUAACCAUAAACUACCGUCUAGGAAUAUUUGGCUUCCUUAACACAGAGGAUGCUGCACUUCCUAGUAAUUUUGGACUUUGGGACAUGAUUGAAGCCCUGAAGUGGGUAAACAAGAACAUUGCAUCAUUUGGAGGCAAUCCGGAAUCGGUGACUCUUUUCGGUGAAUCUGCCGGCGGCUUCGCUAUAUCAUACCUGGCUGUGAUACCGAGUACUUCUGGUCUAUUUAAACGGAUUAUUCCCCAAAGCGGAUCUGCUAUUGGAUUAAUGAGUGUAGCAUCAAAUCCUGCAAGAAUUGUCAAAGCUACAGGAAAAUUCGUGGGAUGUAUAAUUGACGAAGACUUAGAUGUCGACAACAACGUUCUUGUAAAUUGUCUCAAGAAAAAAACAUCUGACGAAUUGUUGAAAGCCCAGUCAGAUCCGGGAACUAAAUAUUUUGGCAAAUUUACUCUUUCAUUUGUCAUCUGGCCUUCUUUUGACGGAGAACUACUUCGGAGGACACCUUUCGACAUUUUGAAUGAUCCUAGGUCGGAGGAAUCCAUUAAUUUUAGAUCGUUGGACAUGCUUGCAGGUACAACAAACAACGAAGGAUCGAUAAUGCCAUUAUUUUUGGGAAUGUUACAAGAACCUAUGGGAUUCAAUCUUACUGAGGGUAUACCUACUUCUGUUUUCUGUAACAGUGUUGCCCCAACAUUAGCCUUGGAGAUGUUCAAGGACGAAACAAUCGUAUCCGAUUUAUUUUGCAAGGAAUAUUCUGAUGACAACAUAAAGCAACAAUCAAGAAAUAUCGUUAAUUUGAUUGCGGAUGCAUGGUUUGUUUCGCCUACAGUACAACUUCUUGACUUCCAUGCAAAGGAUAAGACAUCUCCAAACACAUAUCACUACAUAUAUACAAAGACAUUGAAUUUUACCUAUCUUUUUCCUGUCUAUCCGUGGAUGGAAGGUGCAACGCAUGCAGCCGAACUGCUGUAUAUGUUUGGCCCGAAAGGCAACAACGGAAUGGAUGAAUGCUUGUCUACUGACGAAGGAAGGGCAUUUACCGACGUUCUCGUCACUUAUUGGACAAACUUUGCUAAAACAGGGAAUCCUAACGGAAAAGCUCUGGCCCCAUGGAAGGCGUUCAGUUCUAACGACCGAGACUAUUUAGAGUUGAAUACCCAGCCAGUCCCAGGCCAAAACUUAUACGAGAGGAGAAUGAAGUUCCUGCUACAUGAUAUACCGAACAAAAUCAAGAACAAUGUCAAGACUGAACUUUAUAGCAGGAUGAGACCACACGCCCUAGUAUAUGUUUGGCUGCAGUCCGCCAUUAUAGUGUACACGUCAUGCCAGUCCUUUCCGACAGUAAACACUCCUUCCGGACCGAUCAAAGGCAUAGCAGUUCACACACUCGGGAAGGACGUCGUGCAGUUCCGGAACAUUCCAUACGCAAAACCUCCAGUUGGCAACCUUAGAUUCGAGAAAACACUUCCGGUAGAACCUUGGACCGAAACACUUGACGGAACUGCCUUUGGCCCUUCCUGUAUGCAGGAUAUAUCUCAAUUUCCAGAAAUGUGGAAGAAUGCAGUAAAUACUAGAGUAAGUGAGGACUGUUUACAACUAAAUAUUUAUGUACCUGGACCUGUUUCGACUGAAGUUAAGAAACCGGUCAUGUUUUGGAUUCAUGGUGGGGCGUUUGUUACGGGAAAUAGUUGGGGUUAUGACGCGUCAUUCCUUGCCCUGAAAGACGUCAUAGUGGUAACCAUUAACUACCGUCUAGGAAUAUUUGGCUUCCUUAGCACAGAGGAUGAUGCACUACCCAGUAAUUUUGGACUUUGGGAUAUGAUUGAAGCUCUGAAGUGGGUAAAUAAGAACAUUGCAUCAUUCGGAGGCGAUCCUGAAUCGGUCACCAUUUUCGGUGAAUCUGCCGGCGGCUUCGCUGUAUCAUACCUGGCUAUGAUUCCGAGUACUUCUGGUCUAUUUAAACGGAUAAUUCCCCAAAGCGGAUCUGCUAUUGGAUUAUUGGGUAUAGCAUUAAAUCCUGCAAGAGCUGCUAAAGCUACAGGGAAAUUCGUUGGAUGCAUUACUGACGAAAACAAAGAUAUCGAAAACAAAAACUUUGUAGAUUGCCUGAAGGGGAAGACUUCUGAAGAACUAUUAAAGGCUCAGUCAGACCCAGGAACUCUAUAUUUUGGUCAUUUUUCUCUUUCACCAGUUGCUUGGCCUUCUAUUGACGGCGAAUUACUUUUAAGGUCACCUUUGGACAGUUUGAAUGAUCCUAAGUCGGAUGAAUCUAUUUACUUUAGAUCUUUAGACAUGCUGGCAGGUACAACAGACAACGAAGGAUCUUUAUUAUCAAUCCUUCUGAUUGGACUUCAGGAGCCAAUGGAAUUCAAUCUUACUGAUGGCAUACCUACCUCUGUUUUAUGCGACGUUUUUGCACCAACAGUAGCCAAGGAGAUGUUCAAUGACGAAACAAUCGCCUCAGAUUUACUCUGCAAAGAAUAUUCUGCAGACAACUUGGAGCAACAAGCACGAAAUAUCGCUAUUGUGUAUGAGGAUGUAUGUUUUGUAGCACCUACGGUACAACUGCUUGACUUCCAUGCAAAGGGCAAGGCAUCUCCAAACACAUAUCAAUACUUAUAUACGCUGGGAUUGAAGUUUCCUUUUGUCAUUCCCGAAUAUCCGUGGAUGGAAGGAGCAGGGCACGCGACCGAACUGGUUUAUAUGUUCGGCCCCACUGGUAUGAAUGAAAUGGAUGAAUCCUUGUCUUCUGACAAAGAGAGAGCAUUUACCGACAUUCUCGUCACUUAUUGGACAAACUUUGCUAAAACAGGGAAUCCAAACGGAAAUGGCCUGGUCCAAUGGAAAGCGUUCAGUUCUUACGACCGGGACUAUUUAGAGUUGAAGUAUCAGCCAGUACCGGGACAAAACUUAUUCGAGAAAAGGAUGAAGUUCCUGUUACAAGAUAUACCGAACAAAAUCAAGAACAACGUCAAGACUGAGUUAUAGAAACACUAUAAUGCGAAAAUACACAAUUGCUUGCGAUGUGUUGGAUAUCCAUUAUCUUAGGUAAAUAAUAUAGCAAUCAAAAUCGAAUCGCAAGAACCCAAAAAUGAAUCAGUUGGUGUGUUUCAAAAGUAUUCUUCUUGUGUAAAAUUAAACGAUAAUAGUCAGAGUUAUUCUGUCCUUUUUGGGAAAUGUCUGCUGCUAAAUCUGAAGCCAUUAAUGUAAAGUUAUUAAAGGACGAUGGUUUGGUUGUGGGCGUUUAUCUAUGCUCCCAUCAAUCACCAUUUAUGUAAUACUUUAUAAUGGCGCGUUUUAAUGUUCUCUAUAUACAACAUAAUGAGGGAGAGUCCGAAUUAUUCUGACGUUUUAUCGACUUUUUUCCUUUUUAUAUCGGUCUAUCGUCGAUUAACGUCGACGAUAGACCGGUAUAAAAAAGUCGAUAAAACGUCAGAAUAAUUCGGACUGAAUGAGGGAGCGAUCAUAGAGAAGUCUAACUAUUCGUGAUAGAGUGACAGUUGUUUUGUCUUUAAUACUAUCAAAAUGUAUUAAUACCUUAGAAAUGACAUCUAUACCUGAAGCAUAAGAAACUGAAAAAUAUAUGUAUAAUAUUUUUAAAAAGAACAUAGCAUUCAUUGAUUGACUACAACCUCUGGUUAUACUCUUAAUUGACCUCAAAAUGAAGACUUUGAGAACUAAGUCUUUGUUCAUAAAUUUAUCCUGAUCUGAUAUUUGAAAAUAAUAGAAGAACUUCAUAUUUACAUAUCGCUAUUCAAUCUUCUGUAAUCAAAUGCUUUUAAUGAAAAUGGUAACAUGAUGUUUACAUAAUUCUAUUUCACUGAGGAUGUCAUUGAAGGUCCUCUUCUCAUCAAUAAUAUAUAGGUAUUACAAAUAAAAACAAAAAACCCGUUAUGAUACUGAAGUUGAAGCUGAUGAUGUAAACAUUGAUCUGUGUACUCAGUAUUAAAUCAGUACUGGUUAUAAAAUUGGACUUUGGUAUUAUAAAAACGCUUGUUAUUAAAUUUUAUUGCAAUCGGAUCAUCACUGUUUACAAUAUAGAAAAGUAAUGCAUUAAAAUUUUAGAUAUCUGA
Messenger RNA from Mizuhopecten yessoensis (Yesso scallop), 4684 nucleotides. RefSeq lists its product as uncharacterized. NCBI's taxonomy places the organism in Eukaryota, Metazoa, Mollusca, Bivalvia, Pectinida, Pectinidae. The transcript is spliced from 5 exons. The record is from RefSeq and is a predicted model, not a curated record. The coding region runs from base 147 to 3599 and encodes 1150 amino acids.